AUGUAUGUCAAACAGAUUAUCAUCCAAGGCUUUAAGAGCUACAAGGAUCAAACUGUCAUCGAGCCUUUUUCUCCCAAGCAUAAUGUCAUCGUUGGCCGCAAUGGUUCCGGCAAAAGUAAUUUCUUUGCAGCCAUUCGCUUCGUUCUCAGUGAUGCCUACACCCACCUCGGUCGAGAGGAGCGACAAGCUCUUCUUCACGAAGGAUCUGGCUCAGCCGUGAUGUCAGCCUACGUGGAGAUUAUCUUCGAUAACUCGGACGAUCGAUUUCCUACCGGCAAGCCAGAGCUGGUACUCCGUCGUACGAUCGGUAUUAAGAAGGAUGAAUACACACUGGAUCGGAAGAACGCUACCAAGAACGAUGUGAUGAACCUCCUCGAAUCCGCCGGUUUCUCUCGGUCUAACCCAUACUACAUCGUCCCUCAAGGACGAGUGACCGCAUUGACAAACAUGAAAGACUCGGAACGCCUGGUGCUACUCAAAGAGGUGGCAGGUACCCAGGUCUAUGAAGCCCGUCGCGCGGAGUCCCUUAAGAUCAUGCACGAGACCAACAGCAAGCGGGCCAAGAUUGAUGAGCUAUUGGACUACAUUAAUGAGCGUCUGGCUGAACUUGAGGAGGAAAAGGAUGAGCUCCGAAACUAUCAAGACAAAGACAAAGAACGCCGUUGCCUCGAGUAUACAAUUUAUUCUCGUGAACAGCAUGAGAUUGCGACUGUGCUUGAAAGCUUAGAGGAACAGCGACAGAAUGGAGUUGAAGAUGCCGAUAACAAUCGUGACCAGUUUAUUGACGGUGAAAAGGCUAUGGCGCAGAUCGAUGCUGAAAUCGCCGAGUGCCGUCAGCAGAUGGAGUUCUUGAAGGUUGACAAAUCUCAGCUAGAGGAUGAGCGUCGUCAAGCUUUCAAGGCAUUGGCGCAGAUUGAACUGCAAGCUAAGUCCCUUGCUGAUAACCAAGCUGCUGCGCAGGCUCUCAAGUCACGUCAUGACAAUGAUUUCAACGCCGUUCAAAAGGCCAUUCAAGAGCGCGAGUCGGAGCUCCAGACACUUCUGCCCGAUUUCAAUGCCGCCAAGGACCAGGAGGAUACUGUCAAGGCUCAACUGACCGAGGCAGAGACAUCACGUCAACGACUGUACGCUAAGCAGGGCCGGAAUUCGCGAUUCAAGAAUAAGUCAGAGCGAGACAAAUGGCUUCAAAUGGAGGUCCGGGAGGGUAAUCGGUCGAUCACUACUGUUGAAGGUGUUGUGGCACAGACAAAAGAAGACAUCAACGAUCUAGAAAAAGAGAUCGCCUCGCUCGAGCCAGAAACCGAGCGGCUACGCCAGCAGAUUGAUGGACGUGGAGAUACAAUGCAUUCUGUGGACGAGCAGGUUCAAACUGCCAAGGAUGAGCGGGAUCGAUUGAUGGACCAGCGAAAGGAGCUUUGGCGAGAAGAAGCAAAGUUGGACUCUAUUUUGUCCAGUGCCUCCCAAGAAAUGGACCGCGCCGAGCGCAGUCUUUCGCAUAUGAUGGAUCAGAAUACCAGCCGUGGUCUUGCCGCCGUGCGGAGGAUCAAGCGCCAGCAAAACCUUGAUGGUGUGUAUGGCACUUUGGCUGAGCUUUUUGAAGUGAACGAUCGAUACCGGACGGCCGUGGAAGUUACAGCUGGUCAAAGUUUGUUUCACUAUGUCGUUGAUACCGACGAGACCGCGACUAAGGUCUUGGAGGCUUUGCAGAAAGAUAAAGCAGGCCGUGUAACCUUCAUGCCCUUGAAUCGGCUGCGCUCCAAACCCAUGAAUCUGCCUCGUGCUAGCGAUACUAUUCCUAUGAUCGAAAAAAUCCAGUUCGAUCCCGCUUACGAACGGGCCUUCCAGCAUGUAUUCGGAAAGACCAUUAUUUGCCCUAACCUGCAGGUUGCUUCGCAAUAUGCCCGCAGCCACGGCGUCAAUGCUAUCACUCCUGAUGGUGAUCGAUCUGACAAGCGUGGUGCUCUGACUGGUGGUUUCCAUGACUCCCGUCAAUCGCGACUUGAAGCGGUGAAGAAUGUUGGCAAGUGGCGCGAUGAAUACGAGGUCAAGCGAAACCGUGGAACAGAGAUUCGCAAGGAGCUGGAGAAGCUGGAUCAGUUGAUCACCAGGGCCGUUGGUGAGCUACAAAAGCUUGAGCAGCAGCGACACCAGGUGCAGAACAGCAGUGGUCCCAUGCGGCAAGAGCUGCGCAGCAAACGUGAUCUAUUGCAAAACAAGAAUGACACAUUGGACGCUAAGCGCCGUGCACUUCGUAAUGUCGAAGCUAACCUUGCAGCUUUGAAUGAUCAAGUUGAUGCUUUCCAAACUGAGCUGAACUCGCCCUUCCAAAAGUCCCUUACCGACGAGGAGGAAGCCCACUUGGAGAGCCUGAGUGGAACCGCUCAGGACCUGCGUCGGCAUUACCAAGAGCUCUCCAGCAAGCGCAGUGAGCUUGAAGCCCGCAAGUCCGUCCUGGAAGUUGAGCUUCGAGAGAAUCUUAAUCCUCGUCUCGAUCAGCUUAUGAACCGGGACAUGGACCUGGCAGAUGACGAGGUGCAGGGCAAUCUAAAGGAGACCCAACGCGAGCAGAAGCGCCUCACUAAAGCGCUCGAGAAACUAAACGUACGGCUUCAGCAAGUUGAUACGUCUAUUGAAGAGGCGAAUACCCGAGUCGGUGAACUCGAACAACGCAACGUCGAGACCCGACGCGAGUUGGAGGACCUGGCUCGCUCUAUCGAGAAAUACCAGCGUCGUAUGGAAAAGAGCAUGCAAAAGAAGGCAGCUCUCACCAAGCAAGCUACUGAAUCUGCUGCGAACAUCCGUGAUUUGGGUGUCCUUCCUGACGAAGCUUUCACCAAGUACAAGAAUACCGACUCGAACGCUGUGGUUAAGAAGUUGCACAAGACAAACGAGGCUUUAAAGAAGUACUCGCACGUCAACAAGAAAGCGUUUGAGCAGUACAACAGCUUUACCAAGCAGCGAGAAACGCUCACAAAUCGCCGGGAAGAGCUAGACGCGUCUCAGAAAUCCAUCGACGAUUUGAUUUCCGUUCUGGAUCAGCGCAAAGACGAAGCGAUCGAGCGAACCUUCAAGCAGGUCUCCCGCGAAUUCGCCAACGUGUUUGAGAAGCUGGUCCCCGCCGGUCGUGGUCGUCUUAUUAUUCAGCGCAAGACCGACCGCAAUGCACGACCCGAGGAGGAUGUGGACUCAGACGACGAGGCAGCCCGGCAGAGCGUGGAGAACUACGUUGGUGUGGGUAUCAGUGUGAGCUUCAAUAGCAAGCACGAUGAUCAGCAGCGCAUCCAGCAGCUGAGUGGUGGACAAAAGAGUUUGUGCGCUCUGGCCCUAGUCUUUGCUAUUCAGGCCUGUGAUCCGGCACCAUUCUACCUAUUCGAUGAGAUCGACGCCAAUCUGGAUGCCCAAUACCGGACGGCCGUGGCACAGAUGCUGCAGUCGAUCUCGGACUCUACAAAUGGACAGUUCAUCUGCACUACUUUCCGACCGGAGAUGCUGCAUGUGGCCGAGAAGUGCUAUGGUGUUAGUUUCCGACAGAAGGCCAGUACCAUUGACGUGGUGUCACGGGAAGAGGCCUUGAAGUUUGUAGAGGAGCAGAAGUCUUGA
Penicillium pulvis is the source of this 3600-nucleotide messenger RNA. Its product is annotated as chromosome segregation protein SMC. Gene Ontology annotation, molecular function: double-stranded DNA binding; protein binding; ATP hydrolysis activity. The coding region runs from base 1 to 3600 and encodes 1199 amino acids. Gene Ontology annotation, cellular component: chromosome. The transcript has 4 exons. The record is from RefSeq and is a predicted model, not a curated record. Gene Ontology annotation, biological process: mitotic sister chromatid cohesion. Lineage: Eukaryota; Fungi; Ascomycota; Eurotiomycetes; Eurotiales; Aspergillaceae.